AGGUAUGAGACGUUUAUGUUUUUCUCUUCAGCAAAUCUGCUUUAAUCACGCUCCUGCUUAAUUCAUCCGAACGCAAAAAUCCAUAAGAUAUGUUUAAUAAAGGCCUACAAAAAACAUCUAUUGACUAUUUCGACAAAACAAUAGAUUUAAUGUGCUAAAAUGACAGUAAUCUCUGGGUCAGUGACAUGGCCUGGUAGCACUGUAGGGUAAAAGGCCGGUCUUGGAGCCAAUUUAAAACAAGAGAAACUCUACACGAUGGGACGUGUUAUCAGAGGACAGCGUAAAGGUGCGGGCUCUGUGUUCAAAGCCCAUGUCCACCACAGAAAAGGGGCUGCCAAGCUCCGUCACAUUGACUUCGCUGAACGUCAUGGUUACAUCAAGGGAAUCGUGAAGGACAUCAUCCACGACCCCGGCCGUGGUGCACCCCUUGCGAAGGUGGCUUUCCGUGACCCAUACCGCUUCAAGAAGAGGACAGAACUCUUCAUUGCUGCUGAGGGCAUCCACACCGGACAGUUCAUCUACUGCGGCAAGAAGGCUCAGCUGAACAUCGGCAAUGUCCUGCCUGUCGGAACCAUGCCUGAGGGUACCAUCAUUUGCUGUGUGGAAGAGAAGCCUGGAGACCGGGGCAAGCUCGCCCGUGCAUCUGGAAACUACGCCACAGUCAUCUCUCACAACCCAGAGACCAAGAAGUCCAGGGUAAAGCUUCCCUCCGGCUCCAAGAAGGUCAUUGCCUCUGCCAACAGAGCCGUCGUCGGUGUUGUUGCUGGUGGUGGACGUAUUGACAAGCCUAUCCUGAAGGCUGGUCGUGCUUACCACAAGUACAAGGCCAAGAGAAACUGCUGGCCACGUGUCCGUGGUGUUGCCAUGAACCCCGUUGAGCAUCCCUUCGGUGGUGGUAACCAUCAGCAUAUUGGUAAACCCUCCACCAUCAGGAGGGACGCACCUGCUGGUCGCAAGGUUGGUCUCAUCGCUGCCCGUCGUACCGGCAGACUGCGCGGAACAAAGACUGUCCAGGAGAAGGAGAACUAAGUCUGCGAUUCUUGAUGAUAAUAAAAAAAGAAAAAUAUUCCCAAAAAAAACCUGUUUGCCUUUUUAUUGUGACCAUG
This is a messenger RNA of Gadus chalcogrammus (walleye pollock), 1106 nucleotides long. RefSeq names its product ribosomal protein L8 (gene rpl8). NCBI's taxonomy places the organism in Eukaryota, Metazoa, Chordata, Actinopteri, Gadiformes, Gadidae. The transcript has 6 exons. Gene Ontology annotation, biological process: cytoplasmic translation. The record is from RefSeq and is a predicted model, not a curated record. Gene Ontology annotation, cellular component: cytosolic large ribosomal subunit; ribosome. Bases 256 to 1029 code for a protein of 257 amino acids. Gene Ontology annotation, molecular function: structural constituent of ribosome; RNA binding.